Messenger RNA from Cladocopium goreaui, 1154 nucleotides. The record is from the annotation of a GenBank genome assembly. Lineage: Eukaryota; Dinophyceae; Suessiales; Symbiodiniaceae.
CUCAAGAAGGCAUUUGACCGAUUUGUUUUCAUCAUCCCUUGCUCCUUGCUCCCGAAUGACCGAAACAGCCGCGCAGACGAACCUCGAGGGAAGAGAUCUUACAAGUCUCGAGCGAACUUGUGCCAUUCAGCAGUUGGCGCUUCAUCAUGGAUGGCACUGUCUAAACGGAAUCAACUGUCUUCUGGACCAGGCAUUUUGUGAGUCGCUCUACUGCAAAGCACUCCCUUCCCCUCUUCGCUUCACCGAUGAGGAAUGGCGCAAAGUCUUGAAAGGUGGCAUGUACAGGGACUACAAUGCCAGCGGAAUCUUCGAACUUGAAAGCAUGGUGAAGGAUCGCCUGUGGUCGACACUGGGCUUUCCACUUCGCAUUAUUGAUGGAGGAGACUAUGGAGGUCCCAAUAUCGACAGGACGACCACUCCGCACACCUUGCGGUACCGGUACCCUCGCAACUAUGACCUUCGCAUUCCGGUGAGCGCGCAACAACCAGAGUUGAGCGAAGUCACCAUUGGGGAUGUCCUUGACCAACUGUGGCAGCAGCAUUUUGCCGGGCUCAUUCAACGCCAUGAGUUGGUCUUGAAACCUUUGCGACCUCCAAGGUUUGGACGUAAUCCGCUGGAGAUCAGCUUUUUGAGAUUCAGACACUUUCUGCAGUCCAAUGAACGUGACAAUACUGUUGAGGCUUGGCAUGAAGAUGAACCGCUGUCGACGCUUCUGGAUGAUGUAACAGGGCUGGGGCAAGUCCUGCAACUGUGCAAAGUUGCUUGAAGUUUCUGAUGAGGUUCAAAACCAUCAUCAGAGAAUUUUUGUUGGUUAUGACUCCGUCCAACUUAAUUCAUUUGCAAGACGACUAUGUCCGGACACCGGGGUGCCCCCCAAACGUGGCUCCUUUGACUGCAGAAACUAAGGGGUCCCAGGGGUCUCCCAACUUUCGGAGGUAGCAAGGAUUGUGAUAAUCACAGUCCCAAAUGCACCCUUUUAGCACUGAGCGGUUUGAUUUGCACAGUUUCAGUGGCUAGUUGAGCUUGGCGAUUCAGCACAGAAGAGUCGCCUUGCCAGCGAGUCAAACUGUCAAACUGUUCCAGCAGAAUCAGCAGAGCUAGAAGUGAUCUCGUCGACAUCCGUCGACUAUGAUUUCGUGCUGUCUCUGUGAAAA